AUGAAAUUAAUAAGGCGAUUUACCUCUCCGCUACUUCGAGUUUCCCCACUUGAUGGUAGAUACUCCCACCUCAUCAGUCCAUUGCCAGACUUUUUGAGUGAAUCAGGACUCAUUAAAUACCGAGCAAAAGUCGAAGUUUCAUGGUUUAUCCAUCUGGCCUCAGCUGGAAUUCUUCUUGAUAAAGCAGGAAUCCCAAUAAAGCUCUCAGAUGCUGAUAUCAGAGACCUUAACAGCCUUUGAAGCGAAUUCCAGCUAAAAGAUGCAGAAUGAGUGAAAAAUAAAGAAUUGGAAACAAAUCAUGAUUUAAAAGCAGUGGAAUACUAUUUAAAAGAACACAGCAACCUAAAGGAAUAUACAGAAUAUUUCCAUGUAUGCUGCACAUCUGAAGAUAUCAAUAAUCUAAGUUAUGCUCUAAUGUUCCAGGAUAGUUUAAGACUUGCAAUGAUCCCUGCAUUGACUCAACUAAAAGAUAAAAUACAAAAGCUUGCAAUUGAAAAUUCAGCUGUCCCAAUGCUCAGCAGGACACACGGACAACCAGCUUCACCGACUACUGUAGGAAAAGAACUGGCCAAUUUUGUAUACAGAAUAAACCGGCACUUAAAAGCUCUCAAUGAGCUGCAAUUAACUGGAAAAUGUAACGGAGCUGUUGGAAACUAUAACGCUCACCAAGUCACUUUUUCAGGAGUUGACUGGCUAAAAACUACAGAAGAAUUUGUAAGCAAGCUUGGCUUGAAAUGGAAUCCUUACACAACACAAAUAGAGCCUCACGAUGUCGUAGCUGAAAUGUGUGGGAAAAUCAGCCAAGUAAAUACUAUACUUCUUGACUUAUCUCGCGAUAUGUGGGGAUAUAUACAAUUAAACUGUUAAUCUGCUUAUUAAUUUUCUAUCAUACUGGCUAUCAUUCUAAUAUUUAGUCGCUUAAGUGAAUAUAUUUCUUUAGGCUACUUCAAAGGGGUUGUAAAAGAAAAAGAAGUUGGCUCCUCAACGAUGCCUCACAAGGUAAACCCUAUAGACUUUGAAAACGCUGAAGGGAACUUAGGCAUCGCGAACUCUAUUUUGAUUCAUUUGGAACAUAAGUUGCCUAUCUCAAGAUUUCAAAGAGAUUUAAGUGACUCUACUGCUUUAAGAAAUGUAGGAGUUGGCCUAGGGCAUUCGCUAGUAGCUUAUAAGUCUCUAAUGAAAGGGUUUGAAAAGAUUUCAGUUAAUAAAGAACAAAUAAGUCAUGAUUUAAAUAGCCAUUGGGAAAUUCUUGCAGAACCCGUUCAGAUGAUACUGAGGAAAUACGGGUUUCCGCAGCCUUAUGAGCUAUUGAAGAAACAUACCCGAGGACUUAAUAGCAUGAGUAGCAUUCAGUUCAUUGAGCUAGUAGAUGAAAUAGAGAAAGAGCUCAAACUCCCAAGCUUUAUCACAAUAGAACUCAAAAAGUUGACUCCAGAGUCAUAUACUGGCUUAGCUCAGCGCUUAUCAGAACUAUUGCCUGCUCUUUUAAAUAAGUAA
This is a messenger RNA of Blepharisma stoltei, 1497 nucleotides long. The record is from the annotation of a GenBank genome assembly. NCBI's taxonomy places the organism in Eukaryota, Ciliophora, Heterotrichea, Heterotrichida, Blepharismidae.